AUGCCCCUGGACGAAAGGAAACAACUUGUUGAAAAUCCUUUCGAAAACGUUUGGAGUACAAUGUUCAAAGAUGAGCUAAUAUCUAACGUUAUGGAGAGAUUCCGCACAUUUGAAGGUGGACGACUAGCAGAAAGGGCUGAUCGUCUGAACAAUAUCAUGAACGACAUGGUCGAUCUCUAUUGGGCGGACCAUUUAGCUGAAGUACUAGGAAUGGAGAGAGUUCUAUGUCAUGGAGAUUUAUGGUCGAUGAACAUUCUCUGGAGGGAAAAUGGAAAUGAACUCAAAUUCACUACUUUAGUUGACUAUCAGGUUGCUCAUUUCGGCUGCUCCGCAACCGAUCUUGUUCGAUUGUUCUCAAGCAAGCCUGCCUCUGGUAAUGACAGGAGAGGCUCACUGGGAGGAGUUUACUGGAACGUUAUACUAUGGAUAUGUCAAAGAGGAAAUGGGCGACAAAGAAUGCCGCUACUCCCUAGAACAGGUGAAAGAAGCAUACCGUCAGUACUUUCCCAUGGGAGCUUACCUGAUUGUGCCAUCAAUAGCACCUCUUUACGAGUUGCUAUGUGA
This is a messenger RNA of Cooperia oncophora, 564 nucleotides long. Lineage: Eukaryota; Metazoa; Nematoda; Chromadorea; Rhabditida; Trichostrongylidae. The record is from the annotation of a GenBank genome assembly.